AUGCGAGGACUUCUCGAAGACAAAGAAUUCCUAAACAAGCUAAGCAACUCCCAGUACGAUGUUGCUUUGCAUGAGGUUUACGAGCCCUACUCUGCAGCAAUUUUUGAGUUGAUUGGAGUGAAGAAAACAGUCGCAGUGUCCGCCUUUGGAGUGACGCCGUACGUUCACGAAAUCACGGGAGUUCCGGCAAAUCCAAGUUUUGUUCCAGGGAUGUAUUCGACAUACAGUGACUACAUGACAUUUUGGGAACGCCUGAAUAAUUUCAAGUUCGAUGUGGAGUUACAUUAUCGUUAUCGUUACUGGGAACGAGAACUUUGGUCAUAUUUCAAUGACUUCUAUCCAGGAUUUGCCGAUUUUCGCGAUUUGCUCAAGCGGAAAGUUGGAGUAGUCUUGUUGAAUAUCAACGAAUUCAUAGAAACGCCUCGUCCAACAUCGAACGUUAUUCGGUACAUUGGUGGAAUCGCAGUUCAUGCCCCGAAACCACUAGAUAAGAGACUUGAUGCUAUUCUCAAUGAACGAAGCACGAAUGUCCUGCUCUCACUGGGCACUAUUUCUCAGGCUAAGGAUAUGCCUUCAAGGCUCAAAAAAGAUAUAGUUGACGCAUUCUCUGCAUUCUCAAACACGACGUUCAUUUGGAAAUAUGAGAACGAAAGCGAUUCACAUCUGUUCGACAAUCGUCCCAACAUUUACGCCAUGAAGUGGGUACCGCAACUGGACCUUUUAGGUAGGUCGCUCAAUGUCUGCCUUCAUUAG
Messenger RNA from Cooperia oncophora, 753 nucleotides. NCBI's taxonomy places the organism in Eukaryota, Metazoa, Nematoda, Chromadorea, Rhabditida, Trichostrongylidae. The record is from the annotation of a GenBank genome assembly.